Molecule: messenger RNA, 1142 nt
Organism: Tarenaya hassleriana
Lineage: Eukaryota; Viridiplantae; Streptophyta; Magnoliopsida; Brassicales; Cleomaceae
Product: aquaporin PIP2-2-like
Exons: 4
Coding region: 88-954 (288 amino acids)
Biological process (GO): transmembrane transport
Cellular component (GO): plasma membrane
Molecular function (GO): water channel activity
Source: RefSeq, a predicted model, not a curated record
UUCUCACCAUCAAACAACCAUUCAUAAGAAAAAAAAAAACACAUAUUUCUUUUUUUUUUCACAGCAAAAAAAAGAAUUUGAUUAACGAUGGCGAAGGACGUGGAAGGAGGAGUGGCCGGAGAAGGUUUUCCGGCGAGGGAUUACACGGAUCCACCGCCGGCGGCGCUGGUGGACGCGGAGGAGCUGACGAGGUGGUCGUUCUACAGAGCGGUGAUAGCAGAGUUCAUAGCCACUCUCCUCUUCCUGUACAUAACCGUCUUAACCGUGAUCGGUUACAAAUCCCAAACCGAUACCAAAGCCGGCGGCGAUGACUGCGGCGGCGUCGGAAUACUCGGCAUCGCGUGGGCCUUCGGCGGCAUGAUAUUCAUCCUCGUCUACUGCACCGCCGGUAUCUCAGGUGGGCACAUAAACCCGGCGGUAACAUUUGGGCUGUUAUUGGGCCGGAAGGUGACAUUAGUGAGGGCCUUACUGUACAUGGUGGCCCAAUGCUUGGGAGCGAUAUGCGGAGUGGGGCUCGUGAAGGCUUUCCAGAGUUCAUACUACGACCGUUACGGCGGAGGAGCCAACUCACUGGCCGACGGUUACAGCAAAGGCACCGGCCUCGCCGCAGAGAUCAUCGGCACCUUCGUCCUCGUCUACACCGUCUUCUCCGCCACCGACCCCAAGCGCAACGCCCGUGACUCCCACGUCCCGGUGUUGGCGCCGCUUCCGAUAGGGUUUGCGGUGUUUAUGGUACACUUGGCGACGAUUCCGAUCACCGGAACCGGCAUUAAUCCGGCGAGGAGUCUCGGGGCCGCCGUCAUCUACAACAAGGACAAGCCUUGGGACGACCACUGGAUAUUCUGGGUGGGGCCCUUCAUCGGGGCUGCGAUCGCUGCUUUCUACCACCAAUUCGUCCUGAGGGCUUCGGGUUCCAAAUCCCUCGGAUCUUUCAGGAGCGCUUCCAACAUCUGAGAUCUCUCCUCUCAAUUAAUUUAAUAAAUCACAAAAAUAACGUAAUUUGUGAUUUAUUAAUUAUCGUGUAUAUUAUUGUCACCAAAUCCAUCGGGCUCUUUGAUUUAAAAAAAAAAACAUAUGCCCUUAUAUUUCUUUCUGCGUGUAAUGCUUUUAUGGAAUUUUCUAGUGUGUCAAUGUUGUACUUU